UUUAAAGGUGUAUCCUUUUAACAAGAUCGAGCGUUUUUCGAAAAUCCCACUGGCUGUACAACCUUACGCUCUUUAGCACCUCCAAAGUCGACAAUAACCAACUUGACUCUAUCACUCAGGAUUUUUUUAUAUUGACCCAUCUUACAAUGUUUUACGCCGCCAAAGCCAGGCCAACUUUGUUCUCAUCAGUCCUCGGAUUUCUGUUGAUAUGUUUGAUGAAUCGUAAGAUCCUGGUGCAUUCACAAGUAACGACUCCGGCGACACACGCCACUUCUUACGCCCCUUAUCGAGUUCAAUGUCCAACCGAGAAGCAGCUAUUGAGGAUGUCAGGCUCUGCGACGACUAACAGUCAAACGUUAUCACAAGAAGAGCAAUCUUUUCGCAAUGGGCGUGGAUCGGUCACAAGCCCACUUUGGCGAGAGUUUUUCACCAACGGACCUGGCAAAAACACUGGUUAUCAAAACACGGCACUGAUGGCCCAAAACCAAAUGAAUUGGCCUGUACUCGGGAUCGCACAUUCCGGUGGCGGUGAGCGGGCGACUUUGUACGGAGCUGGAGUAUUGAAUGCACUUGAUUCAGGGACCAUUUCAAGUCCAAUCCGAGGAGUGUAUCAAUUAGCAUCGUAUUCCACAGGCCUCAGUGGGGGAAGCUGGUUAAUCGCCUCAAUGACUGCACACAACUACCCCACAGUAUCCAGUUUGCUCUCCAGGCUGAAAAUAGAAAUUGAUAUUAUUCUACCCGGAGGGUCUUUUCAAAACAGCUGGCAAUUCUUCCAAAAUAUAUCGAUUAUUGUUCUCCAGAAGAAAAUUGCUGGCUUCAAGACUUCGUUGAUAGACUUUUGGGGUAUAGCCCUUGGGCAGCACUUCUUGCCUGCGGUGUCAACUGAUGACUUUUACUCGACCUCCUUUAGCACUCCGCGUGGUGCCGGGAUGCUUUUGUCUGGCUUGCGCAGCACAUCAGCCCUUCGGGAGUUUCAGAAACCGCUGCCAAUAAUUAUCAGUAAUCACAUGCCACCGAACAAUACCAACGACACGGUUAACCCAAACAAACUUCCGAUUCAGGGAACUACAUACAUCCCCCUUUCGGCUCCCAUAUAUGAAUAUUCUCCAUUCGAAUUUGGAAGCUUCGACCCCCAAUUAAGCGCGUUUAUCCCUACUGAAUACCUGGGAACUUCUCUUGAAUCAGGAAACCCAAUUGACUCUUCAGGGGGCGACUUCUUAUCCUUCCUGUCUGGUGCAGCCUCAGGAAACAAGUGCGUCCGCGGUUUUGAUCAAAUGAGCUUUAUUAUGGGAAGCUCAGCGGCAGUCUGUAACACUUUGCUCAGCGGCGGUGCAUCAGAUUUCCCUGCACGUUAUGCUGCGGUGAUAAACUACUUGACCAAUAGCAUUGGAGAUCCUGAACCGUUGUUGGCCCAUUAUCCUAACCCCUUUAAGGGUGUGAAUGGUCCGAUGGGAUUUGACCGAGCAAACUCUGAUGAGUUGCUAAUUGUAGACGGCGGCGAGAAUGGGGAGAACAUACCUCUCAAUCCAUUGUUAGCUCCGGCAAGAAACGUUGAUGUUAUCAUGGCCCUAGACGCGUCGGCUGACACCGCUUCAAAUUAUCCCAAUGGAGCAUCCAUGAUUAACACCUGGCUCCGAACCCACAGAGUUUUUCCUUCGAACGCCGCCAGUUUUCCUCCCGUCCCAUUGCAGCCCCAAACGUGGAUUAACAAAGGAUUCACCACCCGACCCACUUUUUUUGGCUGUAACGCGUCAAGCACCCAAGGGAAUGGCGGUUAUCCUUUGAUCGUUUAUCUACCCAACAGUCCACUUUCCUCUUCCCCAACUAACUCAUCGACUUUCCAACUGCAAUACUCUACCAAGGAGAGGGACGCAUUUGUGCACUCGGUAACGAAUUCAACAGCAUACCCUCUUUUUGGACCGAAGAAGACAGUGGAUAACGAAUGGCCAACCUGCUUGUCCUGUGCACUCAUUGAUCGUUCACGAAACCGUCUGAAUGUCACUCGAUCGGCCGCUUGCAAAAAAUGCUUUGCGCGGUACUGCUAUCAAGAUGGUGUUCUUCAACCCACCAGCCAAUGACUCCGGUCUUUCAUAUCUUCGCCCAGGCUCAAUCCAACUUCCGCGCAGAUGAAUUCACUGCAAUAUAUCGCAACUCAUUAACGAGCGUCAUAGUUUAUUUACCAUUGACGAUUUUUUUUAUUCCUAUGAAUCGAAUGUAUAUAUAAGUUGAUCCACACACGCCGUGUGCGGCUUUCCAAAACACCACUCUUUCAUUACCGACUUUUAUCCGCAAGCGUUUCAAUCUGAUUCCUGUGGGUCUAUAAACCAUCGGUUAUGCCGCUGAAUGUUGAUGUCACUGUUAGAAAUCUGAUAAAUGCCCAAGUGGGGGUAAUCUCCAUUGCUUCCAUUUCUCCAUUUUCUGCUCCACAGGCCAGUCGGGCCCUCUAGCCAUUGUUUUCUUCCAUUCUCUCAUUUCCAAUACAAACACGACUGGCUCUGAGAUCCUAUUUGCCGGACCGGAUUUUCCUAGAGCAAAUCCCUGAGCAUAGAGCUCUUCUUAAGUUCUUC
Messenger RNA from Puccinia graminis f. sp. tritici CRL 75-36-700-3, 2567 nucleotides. RefSeq lists its product as uncharacterized. NCBI's taxonomy places the organism in Eukaryota, Fungi, Basidiomycota, Pucciniomycetes, Pucciniales, Pucciniaceae. The transcript is spliced from 8 exons. The record is from RefSeq and is a predicted model, not a curated record. Gene Ontology annotation, cellular component: cytosol. Bases 147 to 2078 code for a protein of 643 amino acids. Gene Ontology annotation, molecular function: A2-type glycerophospholipase activity. Gene Ontology annotation, biological process: glycerophospholipid catabolic process.